Messenger RNA from Notechis scutatus (mainland tiger snake), 2313 nucleotides. The record is from RefSeq and is a predicted model, not a curated record. Lineage: Eukaryota; Metazoa; Chordata; Lepidosauria; Squamata; Elapidae.
AUGGGUGGGGGGGGGCUCCUUUUGCAUGCAAGUCCUCGUUUAACGUCCUUUUCCUCGAACCCCCCGCCCCCCCCCCCAAAUUAUUUUCCUUACCAGCCUCCGGAAAAGCGGCAACGCACCAUCGAGGACUUCAACAAAUUUUGCAGCUUCGUCUUGACUUAUGCCGGCUACAUCCCCUCCUCCAAAGAGCAGGAGAAUGACUGGACGCCGUCCAGCUCCAACUCGCCGCUGCGUCCGGAGAGCGUGGUGGACAGUGAUGGCUGGGAAUCCACGCAGUCGGACCUGCACACCAUCGAGACCUUUGUCAAGAAGGCCAAGUCGUCGAAGAAGAAAGCCGCCUUCCGGCGCUUGAAAUCCGACAGCUCCUUGCUGGAGAAGAUGAAGCUGAAGGACUCCCUUUUCGACUUGGACCCGGUGGGGAAGCAGCCGCCCCCGCUCGCCGGGCCCAAAGUCCCCGCCGAUCGGAAGAAGGACAAGCGGAGCCGGAAGGCUGCCUUGGAAGGCGGGGCCGUCAAGCGCAACCGGAGCGAGGUGGCGGUCGAGAAGCGCUCGCGCAUCAAAAAGAGCAAGAAGCGGAAGUUGAAACGGCCGGAGCGCAGCGAGAAGCCGAAGCACAAAACCUCCGUGAGCGAGACGGACUCGGAGGAGGAGGAGGAAGAGGAGGAGGAAGAGGAAGAGGAGGAGGACGGAGCGGGCCCUCUGUGGCCGGGUGGGGAGGAGGAGGGGGCGGGGGCGGCCACGGCACUGGUCUCGGUCCAGGCGCCGCCGGAGCUGCUGGCAACCAAUUUCCCCAUUAAGCUGGAGGACAUGGAAGGGAAGGAGGGCAUCAGCCCGGAUACCAGCCAGGAUGGGGAAGGAAGCUCCAGCGAAGGCGAGAUGAGGGUCAUGGAUGAGGACAUCAUGGUGGAAUCAGGCGACGACUCGUGGGACCUCAUCACCUGCUACUGCCAGAAGCCCUUCGCCGGGCGGCCCAUGAUCGAAUGCAACCAGUGCGGCACCUGGAUCCACCUCUCCUGCGCCAAGAUCAAGAAGACCAACGUCCCCGACAUUUUCUUUUGCCAGAAAUGCAAAGAAAGCUCGCGGAAGCAGGCGCCGCCACCGCCGGCCCCUCAGCCCCCCACGGCACUCAGCGCGACGGCCCCCCCAGGGUCGCGGGCAGGCGGAGGGGAACCCUAGCACAGGAGUGGGGGUGGGGGGUGGGGGGUGGCCUGCGGCUCUCAAGGGCUUUCGUCCUGCGGAGGGAGUGGAAAAUAAAAACCAGGCUCUGGACAGGGAGCAGAGAGAGAAAGGGGGAGGCUGCUCUGAUUGGGAAUCCCCUUUGAAUACCAGGGGCAACCGGAAACGAGGUGGCAGGCCAGCGGAAGCGGCAACGGUAACGAAACUCCGGCGCUCGGUCGAUCCUGGCUAGGCUGCAGUGGGCCCUCCUGGCCUUAAACCCCACCCCCACCCCAGCCCUCUCUCCUGCGUGGGGGUGGGGGCUUGUUCGGGCGUCCAGACGACCGGGAAGGUCCUGCGUCCACUCUUGGGCCUCCGGCCACAGCGGGGAGGUAUAACACAGAGUCUUUUGGUUUCCUUUUGAAUUCUCUCCUUCCUCUUGUCCUGCUCCACCACCACCACCUUCUUCUUCUUCUUCUUCUUCUUUGUAAAUAGAAGACAAAAAGAGUUUUCGUUUUUUCCUUUCCUUUUCCUGGUUUCUUUCCACGCACAUACACACACCCCCUGGGCUCAGUUGGUUUCACUGGUGGGAAGGUUUUAAAACACCCCCCAGGUUGUGGUCCUGAUAUUUUUUUUUUGGCGGACUCUGUUUGAAACCUCGGUUGAUAUUUUUUUUUUUGUCCCCGGCGGGGAUCUGAGAAGGCCAAAGGGGGUAACCCCCGAUUUCUUUGGUUGUGCUUCGAAGAGGAGCACAGCUUGACUUUGUUCCUGUCCCCCCCACUUCAUAGGGAGGGGGGCAGUGUCUCCAAAUGCGGCUCCCUUUAAGACUGGGUGGACUCCAACUCCCAGAAUCCCCCAAGGCAUCUUCGCUAAGGUUUCAACCCCGCCUGCAAUCUCUCCGCCAAGCAGGCUAGGGGAAUGGGGGAUUCUGGGAGUCGAAGUCCACGGGACUUAAAAGGGGGCCCCCUUGGGAGACCGUCAGCCCUGGUUCAAACCAAUGGACCUUCUGAGGAUGGGCAGGAGCGAGAAAGGCGCUUGGCCAGUUUUUUGUGGGGGGGGGAGAAAAAGGUGGGCCAGGCCACUCUUCCCUCCCCCCCUUUUUUUGUUAAAAUAUUUUCAGAGGUGUACAUGGCAGAGUUUUCGACUGUAAAUAAAGAG